Messenger RNA from Strongylus vulgaris, 279 nucleotides. NCBI's taxonomy places the organism in Eukaryota, Metazoa, Nematoda, Chromadorea, Rhabditida, Strongylidae. The record is from the annotation of a GenBank genome assembly.
AUGCAUUGUGUUGUUUGUCCUACCCGAAAGUCAUAUAUGGCUGAGAAAGAAGGUAAGUUCUCUUUGUGGCCACAUUCCAACACACUUUUAACGGGACGCUUCCAAGAGAGUGAGGAGAGCCGCAAACGUAUCGCUAAAAUGUCUGGAAUGGAAUUCGAACCAAUGCAACCACCUGAGGAUAAGGGUGAAUUGAAGCAACCGGAGAAGAAAAUCGGAAUCCUUGACGUAUUCAAGGAGCCUCAGCUACGUAAAAAUCUGCUCGUUCUGUGGAUGAUGUGA